This is a messenger RNA of Schistosoma haematobium, 784 nucleotides long. RefSeq lists its product as uncharacterized. Lineage: Eukaryota; Metazoa; Platyhelminthes; Trematoda; Strigeidida; Schistosomatidae. The transcript has 3 exons. The coding region runs from base 1 to 459 and encodes 152 amino acids. The record is from RefSeq and is a predicted model, not a curated record.
AUGGAUAAGUUUUCCAAUGAUUACGUUCAUAUAAAUGAGCAUUUUUCAGUUCCAUUUGAUGGCAUAGAAUUGUCUAAUGAUAAUAAUAAUAAUAAUCCAAUUCAUUAUAUAAACUAUGGAAUUGAAACAUUUACAUCGCCCACAUGCUUUGCUUAUACCAUGCAUUUGUUUACUUUGAUCACUGCAAUUCUUGACCAACCAAUAAUUUAUCCUAGAGAUUUUGUUGAAAUUUAUCCCAAGUUAAAACUGUUGGAUAUUUCCACUCGUGAUAUUUCUCAAUCAGAUCGUUGCCAAGCAAUUUGCAUACUAAAGCGUAACAUCAUGUCUUUGGGUUCAAGAUUUAAUUUAUAUCUGACGCCAGAAAAGCAUGCGUUGUAUAACUUGAAAUAUUUAUUUGAUCAUUUUCAGAACAAUUUAUUAACAAACAUAUACCAACAUGAUAUUGUCGGGUUUGUAUAGUUGUUUUGUUUUUCUUCAAAUAAAAUACAAUGUGGACUUCUUUUGAAUGACUGAUCAUAACAACAAUUUGAUUAUGGAUUGAUUGAUUAUGAAUAUGAUGAUUAUCUCAUUUUAUCUCAAUAUAUUUUGCACUUGUUAAAAUGCAUUAAAUAACGCAGAUAAUUAAUGACAGUGUGUGUGUGUGUGUGUUCUAACAUGUAAAUUAUAAGAGCAAUUAAUGUGCAUAAAAAUAGUUUUAUCUAAUUAAAAAGUACAUGAUAUUUAUACUUAACAAAUCAAUAAUUAAGACUUGUGUUUACUCUGUAAAUAUAAGUACACAUAGUUA